This is a messenger RNA of Labrus mixtus (cuckoo wrasse), 1253 nucleotides long. Its product is annotated as retinol dehydrogenase 7-like. The transcript is spliced from 5 exons. The record is from RefSeq and is a predicted model, not a curated record. Gene Ontology annotation, molecular function: oxidoreductase activity. Bases 162 to 1121 code for a protein of 319 amino acids. Lineage: Eukaryota; Metazoa; Chordata; Actinopteri; Labriformes; Labridae.
AUAGGUGUCAACUGUCGGCUUGUCUAUAGCUGGAGAUCACAUUCAUCUCUGCAGCCCUCCCAUUGGUGGACAAGUUUGCUAUUUGUCUAGACUGCAAGCUAAACAACUGUGGCAUUGAACUGUGAGCUGAGACUGUCCAGGAAGACCUCUGCACUACAGUCAUGUUUCUGUACCUCCUUGGGCUGGUGGUCUUCUACUACCUGUACCGCUGGGUCAAGGAGCUACCCAGGAUCUCAGAUAAGGGCAGCAAGUAUGUUUACAUCACUGGCUGCGACAGUGGCUUCGGUAACCUCCUGGCCCGCCAUCUGGACAAGCAUGGGUUCAGAGUCAUUGCCUCUUGUUUCACUGAAAAGGGGGAAGAGGAUCUGAAGAAGUCCUGCUCCAGCAACUUGAUCACGACUCACCUCGACGUCCGGUCCAAGGACAGCAUUGCUAAAGUUGCAGGAAUGAUCAAUGACAAAGUCGGGGAACGCGGCUUGUGGGCUGUGGUGAACAAUGCAGGCGUUUCUGUCCCCUCCGCCCCCUGUGACUGGCUCACCAUUGACGACUACAAAUCCAUGCUGGAUGUGAACCUAAACGGGGUCAUCGCAGUGACCCUGAGCGUCCUGCCGCUAAUUAAGAAGGCUAGGGGAAGGGUGGUGAAUGUAGCCAGCGUGUUCGGUAGGAUCAGCGUCACAGGAGGCCCGUACACCAUCUCCAAGUACGGUGUGGAGGCUUUCAAUGACAGUCUCAGGUUAAAUAUGGAGCCUUUCGGCAUCAGAGUCCUCUGCAUUGAGCCGGGCUUCUUCAAAACAAACGUGACAGAUGUUGGUAUUCUGAGCAAAAAUGUCAAAACCCUCUGGGAGAGAAUGCCCCAGCAUGUCAGAGAUGACUACGGCCCUGAAUAUCUGCAGAAAGCUUUAGACGUAAUAGCAGAGAAAGUCGAUAAGAUCAGUGAUGGAGACCUGAUGAAGGUGGUGAACUGCAUGGAGCACGCUGUAGCCGCUGUCCGGCCCCGUACCCGUUACUCUCCAGGCUGGGACGCCAAGCUGUUCUGGCUGCCGCUCUCAUACAUGCCAAGCUGUGUCAGCGAUUACAUCAUGAGCAGAGAGCUUAUUCCUAUUGCCAAGCCAAAACAAUGAAGUUGUUUUUUUAAGUGAUGUGUGCACAUUUGUAUGCUGUUUAAACAAUCCAGUAAUAUGUCAUUCACAACCAAAGCUGUAUGUCUGUGCACUUUUUGUUACCAACAUUAAAAAAACACACUAUAAACAGUU